Molecule: messenger RNA, 459 nt
Organism: Microdochium trichocladiopsis
Lineage: Eukaryota; Fungi; Ascomycota; Sordariomycetes; Xylariales; Microdochiaceae
Product: putative bZIP transcription factor
Exons: 2
Coding region: 1-459 (152 amino acids)
Cellular component (GO): trans-Golgi network
Source: RefSeq, a predicted model, not a curated record
AUGGAGCACGACAAUUCUAGUCCCAUGCCCGAAGACCCUCGCCUCUCACCACAAUCAGGCUCUUCGUCUGCCUCAAUAGAACACAACGACGAGAUGCACCACCCAACACCAGUUCGUCCCCGCCUGCCCAAUCGCCACAGUAGCGGCACAAUCAUCGUCAACCGCGACUCGUCACAGGUCGGCCCCAUCGACAGGCAAUUCGAACCCGACGACGUGCGCGCCAUGAGUCCUCGGAGGACAAGUGAGGAUAUCGAGAACAUGGGCAGGGCUGCGCGGGAAGAGAUGCAGAGACACGCUCUCGCGUUACAAAACUCACUCAUCAUGAUCUUCAACCGCAUCGAGGCAGUCAAAGAGGAGCACGAUAAGCUCGACAACAACAACAAGUUUCUCCAGAAAUACAUCGGAGACCUCAUGAGCACAAGCAAGAUCACAGCAGGCGGCAGUCGCGGUCGCAAAUAG